Populus trichocarpa (black cottonwood) is the source of this 1365-nucleotide messenger RNA. Its product is annotated as WRKY transcription factor 22. Bases 87 to 1079 code for a protein of 330 amino acids. Lineage: Eukaryota; Viridiplantae; Streptophyta; Magnoliopsida; Malpighiales; Salicaceae. The record is from RefSeq and is a predicted model, not a curated record. The transcript has 3 exons. Gene Ontology annotation, molecular function: DNA-binding transcription factor activity; transcription cis-regulatory region binding. Gene Ontology annotation, cellular component: nucleus. Gene Ontology annotation, biological process: regulation of DNA-templated transcription.
CUUUCAAGGUUUCCAUCUCUCAAAUUUUAUAUCUACUCCAACCACAAAGUCAGCUCCUCUCCCUCUUCUUCUGUUUUAGCUGAUAAAUGAUGGAUGAAUUUGUUUGCAUGGAGGACAGCUGGGAUCUGCACGCUGUGGUAAGGUCAGGAAGCAGUACUAAUUAUGAAGAUUUUGCCAACAUCACGAACAACCCACCUUCCUUGUUUGCUCCCUUGAGUUUUUAUCAAGAUGAGCUCUUAAAUUUCCAAGAAACCCCAACAGAUUUUGAUGGACUAGAUGGCCUUUACAAGCCCCUUUACCCUUUGUUGCACCAGACCUUUAAUUCUCCACAAAGCAAUAUCCUGAGUACCAGUAUCAGCACCACAUCCAUAUCUGUUCCAAAAGAAGUUAAAGAGAGACAAAAGGUGCAGAAAAAGAAGCCUGUUUCUCCUGAAUCUGCUACUUUUGCAAAUACUGUUGAUGCUACUAGUGCGGCCAAAUCAAAAAGGAGGAAGAAUCAGCACAAAAAAGUGGUUCAACACGUGAAAGAAGAUGGUCUCUCAUCUGAUAUGUGGGCUUGGCGCAAAUAUGGGCAGAAACCCAUCAAGGGAUCCCCAUAUCCAAGGAGCUACUACAGAUGCAGCAGUCUAAAGGGAUGUUUGGCAAGAAAGCAAAUGGAAAGAAGCCGUACAGAUCCAUCAACAUUUAUCAUAACCUACACAGCUGAGCAUAGCCAUGCCCAUCCUACUCGAAGAAGCUCCCUCGCCGGUAGCACCCGAAUCAAGCCAUCUAUGCCUAAAGAAGCCACUAAGAAUAUUGAGCCCAAUAUGCCAACAAUAAAAGACGAACUUUCGCCGAAUUUUGAUGGGGUUCUCUCCCCAACAACCCCUUCAGUGACUUCCAUUGAAGAUGAAUUGGUGCAAAAUGUGUGUAUUAAAAAUGAAGAAUUAUUAGAUCAAGGGCAGGUUUUGGACGAAAUUGCCUUGCCAGAUAUAUUAUUCAGUGACGAAUUAUUUCCGAGUAUAGAGGAUUUGGAAGGGCUUCUUCUGGAUGAAUUUGCAGAUUGUCGAUCAUCCAAUAUACCCACAACUAGCUCUUAAUUAAUUGUGGCCGCGCACUAUACUAGUUAACUCGAGGAGAAGCUGCACCAGAAAUUAAUGAGCUAUAUAUAUAUAUAUAUAGGAUUAAAUUUUCUUUUUCUCCUUGUUUUUUGUUGUAAUUUAAGUUUUGUAUAUUCGAAUCUAUCUUGAAAUAGAAGAUUUCAAGAUAUAUCAGGAAUGAGUAUGUUAGGGUUUUAGAGAACAAUGUUUCUGUAUCUAAAACAAUAAUGGGCUCAACGUUCACCUGUUCUUGAUCAACUGCUGCAAACAUGAUAUUCUGUCAUUA